UGGCAGUAAAGCUAUUAAAGCUUCAUUAUACAGGAAAACUAUUAUGAACCAGAAGGGAAAUGCUGAUCGGGCAGAUGGAAUAGCAUAUACAUCAAAUCCUCAAGGUUCAUAUGAAAUAUCUAUCACUGAGGGGAGCCGGCCAUAUAAUACGGAUAAAAACAAAGAAACAUGUGAUUUUAUUCAAAACGCAAGAGCCGCAAAAGAUAUAAUCAAUUAUGUUGUGGCACAAGAGGUUUUAAACAAGCGACCACUUCCAUUAUAUUUUCGGACCUAUAUGAUUCAAGUUUAUGAGUUUCGUUUACGUUUCUAUUUCAUGGAUUAUCUUGGACAAUAUCGUCUUUUUGAGAUUGAAAAGUGUGAAAUACCUACAGAUUGGAGAGAAGUUUCAUUAUUCACUUCUUUCUAUAAAUCAAUUGUGACAUGGGCGGAAAAUAGGGAAAGAAAAAGCUCACGUCUCAGUAACAGUCAUAAUGUUCGAAAAUUAUUAAACCUUGCGCAUAAUAAUGAGCGAGGUGGUCAAAACGUGAUAUGA
Acaulospora morrowiae is the source of this 532-nucleotide messenger RNA. NCBI's taxonomy places the organism in Eukaryota, Fungi, Glomeromycota, Glomeromycetes, Diversisporales, Acaulosporaceae. The record is from the annotation of a GenBank genome assembly.